Molecule: messenger RNA, 5354 nt
Organism: Anguilla anguilla (European eel)
Lineage: Eukaryota; Metazoa; Chordata; Actinopteri; Anguilliformes; Anguillidae
Product: calmodulin-regulated spectrin-associated protein 3-like
Exons: 19
Coding region: 478-4902 (1474 amino acids)
Biological process (GO): neuron projection development; cytoplasmic microtubule organization; negative regulation of microtubule depolymerization
Cellular component (GO): microtubule minus-end
Molecular function (GO): calmodulin binding; spectrin binding; microtubule minus-end binding
Source: RefSeq, a predicted model, not a curated record
GACGUGCGUGUGGAGCACCUGGAAUUCGGUCAGUCGGUAGCGGGUCGCCGCUCUCAGCUGCGCAGAAAAUACACCGCUAUGGGCGGACAGCGGAGCGGAGUCAAAUAAUGUAUUUUCUCCUCUAAAUCCGACGAAACAGGGGUCUCCUCCUAGACACGGAAACUGUCGUCUCAAGAAAGGAAAGACGGGGCGAACUCGCCUGACAUCAUUUACCCGGAUUUAAAAGGGAUUCCUUGAAUCUACCCCCUCUUAUUUCGGAUGCUAUUACAUUAUUCUAGAACGGCCGCUCCAAACCCACCAACAUGCACAAUGUCUGUAUUCUCCAGGCCCGAGCUGGAGAGAUAAGAAUAGAAUGACUCCUUGAAUUUCCAUCUCGUUUUUCUUUUUCUUUUUUUUUUACGCCCCAAGCUACCUCCUCUUUGUAUCGCUCGCUCCCCUCCCUCUCCCCCCACCGGAGGCCACUGCACGGAUUCUGCUAUGGUGGAUUCGACUGCGAUGAGGAAGGCUUUCACGGUUCCGGAGAUAAAGCCUUUGGACCAGUACGAUUUCAACAGAGCCAAAAUAUGCGCUAGUUUAGGGUGGCUUUUGGCUAAAGCAUACGGCACUGCAGAGAAUGUUCCGCUGGAUCUGCGGGAGCCCUUCUAUCGGGACCAGUAUGAGCAGGAGCACAUCAAGCCCCCCGUCACGCGGCUACUGCUGUCCUCUGAGCUGUACUGCCGUGCCUACGGCCAGCUGCUGGGGGCCCGGGGCCACGCCCCGUCCGAAGGGCCCCCCAGAGACGGCCCCAGCCUCCUGCGCCUGCUCGCCAAGAGGGCCGCGCCCCCGAAGGAUCGGGACGUCCCGGUGACCGAUGCAGACCUCCGGCACACACCCAUACGGAUGAGCGCCCACCUGGCAGUGAUGGACGCGCUGAUGUCGGCGGUCGCCAUGGAGACGGUCAGCGCGGUGAAGAUGCCGGCCGGGGUCGGCUGGGAGAACGUCGUGCUGUACUGGAUCAACAGGUUGAAUCAGAAGCUGAAAGAGAGCACAGAAGGAGAUCCUCCCCAGAUAUCUCCACCCAGCACAGACCUUCAGCCUGUCCAGCCCUCUUGCCCCACCCGCUGGUACUGGAAACUGGUUCCUCAUGCCAUCGCUUUUUGUUUGAAGGAGUCGGGGAAUAAGCCGCCUGUGAUCCGCUACAGGAAGGACAAGCUGCUGCCCAAACAGACGCCCACGUUCCCACUGGUCACUGGGGUGAAGGACCUGUCCAAUGGCUGCGCAGUUGCCGCAGUGAUCCACUUCUACUGCCCGGACCUGCUACGGCUGGAGGAUGUUUGCCUGAAGGACACCAUGUCGGUAGCGGACAGCCUGUACAAUCUACAGCUGAUCCGAGAUUUCUGUGAGAGCUGCCUGAAGAUCUGCUGCCCCCUGCUGUUGGAGGACCUACUCUAUACCCCGCCAGGCCUGAGGGUGAACAUCCUGAGCUUCAUGGCGGAGCUGCUGGAGUGGUUUGAGGUGCGCAGGCCUGAAUUUGUCCGACCGCGAGAGACACUGGACCUGGCAGACAUCUCAGUUCUGCCCGACUGUGCAACUCCCACCAGCGGCAACAGCAACAGUGCCUCUCCCGCUUUCAUCUUCAAGCAGCCCUUUCUGCCUAUUUCCUCACCAGCAUCACCAGGGGGCAAAGGGUUUUUGACUCGGUCUACUUCACUGUCUCCUGUAGAGGGCGUGGGGAGAGCGUGGAGCAGGAAACAGAUCAGUCGUCCUCUCUCGGCCGUGUCCUUCAGUAUUCCCUUUGGUCUGGACAGUGACGUGGACGUGGUGAUGGGCAACCCGGUGGGGGCCAUCACCCGCUCCGUCAGCUCCGACAGCCUGAACCCCGCCCACCCCGCCAUGACCCGGGUCCCCUACACCCCGCCCGAGGACCUCAGCCACCUGCUCAGCAAGGCCCCCGAGGGGCCCGGCCCGCAGAACGGGCCCCUGCUCCUCCGGGCUUCCCGUGGCGCGCAGACGCGAGGCGGGGUGGAGAACGGGGUGGGCGUGGCCAUAGGGGAGGGUGCGGACCUGCCCACCAUCGAGGAGGCGCUGCAGAUCAUCCACAGCGAGGGCAAGCUGGAGCCCCGCCUCCUGCCCGAGGGGGCACCGGAUGGCUUCUUCCUGCACGACGACCCCGCCCUGGCCCGCCUCAGCAGCUCCGCCCCCUCCCGCUCCGGCAUGCUGUACCGGCCUUCGGGGGCGGAGGGAAGCGCGGACGGGGGGGCGGAGCCGGGGAGAUCCCGCCGCCCACGCCGCACCUCCAGCGGUUCCCGCGACGACGACUCGGUCCUGCGGGACGGCAGCGUGGAUUCGGACGCCUCGGAGGAGCCCCCGAAGGUGCGGUCCACCCCGGCCACGCCUGCCAAUGGGCGCGGCCAGCCCGCCGGGAACGGCGCGGACGCCAACGGCGGGGUGAGGAUGACCAGCUUCGCCGAGCGAAAGAAGAAGAUGGCUCCGGCGGACGCGGCGUCGCCGGGGGGGGACGGCGGCCCCCAGAUGACCACCUGGGCCCAGCGGUCGGAGGAGAGCCCCAGCAAGAGCCCCGCCCUCAGCACGGAGAUGUCGGAGCUGGGGGCGCGUCUGGAGGAGAAGCGGAGGGCCAUCGAGGCGCAGAAGAAGCGCAUCGAGGCCAUCUUCGCCAAGCACCGGCAGCGGCUGGGCAAGAGCGCCCUCCUGCAGCUGAAGAAGGAGCAGCAGGGCGAGGCCGGGCUGGAGGGGGAGGGAGACGAGGCGCUCGCUGGCCUCAGCCUGGAGGAGCGGCUCCAGCGCAUGGAGAGGGAGGCGGAGGAGGAAGCAGAAGGAGAUCCGGAGCUUCCCCCGGUGGAGCAGCCAGGGAACUGCAAGCCCCCGCCGCGGCUGGACAAGCAGGUGACCUUCUCCAUGGAGACGCGGGCGGGGGAGGGGAAGCCGGUGUGCCUGGACGAGAAGGGGGCGGAGCCCGAAGAGAAAGGGGCGGGGCCGGUGCCGCUGGGGGAGUACAGCAUGGCGGUGUCGCGGCUGAACGCUGCGCUCAACUCGCUGCAGAGCGACAUGCAGCGGCUGUCCCAGCAGCAGAGGCUCCUGAUGAGGCGCAAGACGGCCCCCGCCACCCAGGCCUGGGUCAUCCCCGUGGCGCCCAAAAAAAGUGCCGCUGCAGUGGCCAGCUCCGCCCCUCUGCCGCGCCUCUCCCGCGAGUCCACCCGCGACCUGGCCUCCGCCUCCUCGUCCCCGUCCCCCUCCCGCAAAGCGCACGCCACGCCCCCCAAAUCCCCCCAGACGUCCCAGCCCCGCCGGGCCCAGUCCGUCCCCCCGAAGAGCCCCAAGCACCACCACGCCCGCCCCCUGGACCUCAAGUUCCCGCCGCUGGCCCGCAUGCUCACCACGACCCAGACCGUGGACACCCUCCCCCACCUGCGGCGGGUCUCCCCCAGCCAGUGCCAGGUGCAGACCUCCUCCUCCUUUAGAAUAGGGGGCCCCCAGAGCCCCCAGGACCGGCCCCAGCCCAGGGGGGCUCUUCCCCUCCCCCGGCCGGCCGAGGACAGCUCCUCCGAAACGGGGUCCAGCGAGGACCCCGCCAUCUUCUGCCUGGAGCUGGAUUCCGGGGGGCCCCCUGUGCCACGGGCCCCGGCCAGGCGGGACCCCGGGGGUGGCAGCAGUUCGGGGGCCCCCUCAGAGUGCUCGUUCGAGAGCGACUGCUACGGCGGGAAGCGCGGCAGCCUGAUGGAGAUCUCGCUCUCCUCCCUGCGGGGCGGGGCGGCAGGCGAGGGGGAGGGGCCCGGCUACGGGGACGACGAGGGGCCCGAGAACUUCUCCGACUCCAUGAGCGACCAAACGGACCCCGAGACCCGGGGCGGAGUCGGCUUCUUCUUCAAGGAUGAGACACGGCCGGAGGAUGAGAUGGCCCAGCGUAGAGCGGCUCUGUUGGAGAAACAGCAGAAGAGAGCGGAGGAGAUGAAGAAACGCAGAGAGCAGGAGAAAGAGAAAGAGACCAGGCCCGCCUCCUCCUCAGAGGAGCCGCGGGUGCGGUGGGUGGGGGACGGGGCGGGGGGCGCGCCUCGGCGGCUGGGGGACGGGGCGGGGACCCCGGGCACGCCGCAGCGGAGGGACGAGUUCACGCGGCAGGAGUACGAGCGGCGGCAGCAGCUGAAGCUGAUGGAGGAGCUGGACAAGGUUCUGCGGCAGAAGCCCAGCGCCGCGCGCACCGUCAGGAAGCAGCGGCCCAAAACCGUCUUCCACGACGACUCGGCCCUGUCCCGCAGCCCCGCCAAGGGCUUCAUGGGCUCGAAGCUCAGUAAAGUUUACUCCCACUCAUCUCUCAACCUGUCCAGCAUGGCCAACGACACCAGCAGCAACAAGCAAUCACCCAGCCGAUCUCAGUCACCCUCGAGGCUGAUGUCACCCAGCCGACUGGCCAAUCAGAAUGGAGAGAAAGACUGGGAGAACGCCUCCACCGCCUCCUCCCCUGCGUCCAUUCCGGAGUACACAGGGCCAAAACUCUUCAAGGAGCCGAGCUUUAAGUCCAACAAGUUCAUCAUCCACAACGCCCUGUCCCGCUGCUGCCUGGCCGGGAAGGUCAACGAACAGCAGAGGAGUAAGAUUGUGGAGGAGAUGGAGAAGUGCACGGCCAACCACUUCCUGAUCCUGUUCCGUGACUCCAGCUGCCAGUUCCGGGCGGUGUACACCAUGAACCCGGAGACGGGGGAGAUGAUGCGGCUGACGGGCAUCGGGCCGCGCGUGAUCAGCGCCGCCCUGGUGGAGUCCAUCUACAAGUACAGCUCCGACCGCAAGCAGUUCACCGCCAUCCCGUCUAAGACCAUGUCCAUGAGCGUCGACGCCUUCACCAUCCCCGGGCACCUGUGGCAGAGCAAGCGCCCCGGGACCCCCAAAAAGCCCAGCACCCCAAAAUAAGACUCUGGGCCGCACCCCUACAUACAAUGGACUGUGGACAAUGGACCUUGCUCACCCCUCUCCCCCCUUCUCGCUCUUUUUCCCCUCCCUGUCUCUUCUCAGUGGGGGCUGGAGAAAUAGAGCGGUCUCCAUUAUGAAGACUAUGGAAAAUUCCUGGGGCAGCCACCAGGGGCGCCACAGGGGCUAAUGGGGGAGCAGCGAUUUCUUCUUUCUCUUCCUCUUUCUCUCUCUCUCUCUCUCCCUCCCUUCUCUCCAGAUGCUGAGGGGACACUUGUUCUCUGGUCCAUGUACUGGUCAACUUCCUGUCUGCCCCCCCCCCACCCACACCACACCCCCAAAGUGAAAAAGAAAUGAACAAAAGAAAGGCAAAAUAAAAAAUCAGUCUUCUGCCAAACUCCUCUGGUGCCCUUGUGGGAAACAUUAGAUUUUGUUAUUCUUUUUUUUUUUUUUUU